GCUGCCAUGUGACGCGGUUGUCCAUCCACACAGAUGUGAGAAAACCCGGCAAAGCUCCUGUCAGUCAAGGAAACAAGAUUUCUUCACCAAACACUCCGAAUCUGAAGGAUCCUCCGGGAUGGAUAAAUUAAAGUCAGUUUUGAGCGGCGAGGAAGCGCGCAGAGAUGACCGAAACGUUGUACAGCAGCUGAACAAAGCCUCGACUUUAGGCUGGGGCACGCGUAUAAAGGGAUUCAUCGCCUGUUUCGUGGUGGGAGGCGGAUGCACAGUUCUGGGAGUGUGUGUGCUCUUUCUCCCUAAGAUUGGGAUCACCCUCUUCAUUGUCUUUUACACGUUUGGUAACAUAUGUGCUUUGUGCAGCACAAUGUUUCUAAUGGGCCCAAUGAAGCAGCUGAAAAGGAUGUGUGACAAAACAAGAGCGCUGGCUACCACAAUUAUGUUGACUUGCCUCGUUCUGACUCUCUGUGCAGCUUUCUGGUGGAAGAACUUCGGACUUGCUUUGUUGUUUGUUAUCUUGCAGGUCUUGUCGUUUACCUGGUACAGUCUGUCAUACAUCCCAUGUGUGAGGGAAGCAAUCACGAGAUUUCUGGCCAUGUUCAUUAAAUGAGCUCCGUAUUUGUGGUGAAGGUAAAGGCUGGACGAAGUGUUGAAGAAUGGGGCCGGUCUCUUAUUGAAGUUACUGCAGCGGCGAGAGUCUUCCUGCUGUUUAUAGGAAGCAGAAAAUGAAGCAGAUCUUCUAUUUAUUUUUCUCAGCCUUGCUUUGUCGAUUGGGCUGAUCUCUGGUUCUGUAUUUGAUGAUUGCGCUGGUUGAAUCCAGUUUAAUGAGUUUAGACUUUUUUUUUGUAAUAUGUGUAAAUAUUUGUAGUAAAUGAAUAUUUUAAAGCUCAUUAUUUCCACCUAAAGGAAAUAUGUGCUCACUUCAGCAUGUACAGUACACUCAAAAGAAAAUAAUAAUAUGUCAUGAUUUUUUUCCCCCCAUUUUGCUCUGACAUAUAAAGUAUUUUUAUUAAAAAUUCUAACUCAGUCAAAUUGUUUGGUUAUUUGAAUGUUAAUGUGAAGCUCAAAGAGUUCAUCAAAACUCAAAUUUCAUCACCAGCACACUGCACAAAGGUGUAACUUUUCUUAAUACAGGUGUGUUGUACCCCGCCUUUCGCCCUAUGAAUAAGUGGAAAAGACUGGAUGGACAGAUGGAUUUAUUUUUACUAGGAUCUGCCACUGAGAUCUAAACCUCUUUUACAAGAGAGACAUGGCCGACAUCACAACUGACAGCAUAUUAAAACUGUGGCAAACAUAAAAUGCAUCAUAUGCAACUCGAUGUACAAAUACCCAUGUUUGAGCUUUAUCGUUAUUAUCAUUAUGGAUUAUUAUCUGGCAGAUGCAUCUCUGCUAGACAGAUAUAUUGCUAUAGUGAUAGCAUGUUUUAAAGAAGAUUUUCUA
Molecule: messenger RNA, 1437 nt
Organism: Archocentrus centrarchus (flier cichlid)
Lineage: Eukaryota; Metazoa; Chordata; Actinopteri; Cichliformes; Cichlidae
Gene: sft2d2a
Product: SFT2 domain containing 2a
Exons: 8
Coding region: 119-607 (162 amino acids)
Biological process (GO): vesicle-mediated transport
Cellular component (GO): membrane
Source: RefSeq, a predicted model, not a curated record